AUGUCCAGCACUACAACUUCGUGCCCACUACCCUUCACCUUGAGCGUCCCCUCCCCAACAGCCGACCUCACCAACUCACUUGACCCUCCACAACGACACAACCCCUCCGAUACUCUCCUCAUCAUCAUCGCCAUCGUCUCCUGUAUCGGUCUCCUCGGUUUCGGAAUUGGAUACCUUCGACUGCGCCAGAUGCGACUCGUCGCCAUCCGUUUUCCCUCUUCCUCCUCACUGGCGCUGCCAAUGACGACCUCUUUAUCUGGCGAUCCCAGUGAUCUGGAAGCAGGCACUAACUGCAGUCGUACGAGAUUGAACAUACAAUCGCCACAGCCUCAACCUCCACUACCAAUCUAUACAGCAGCACAGGUACCAGAGAAUCUAUACUCCGAACAUCAACACACAGGCAAAGCGCCACCACCGCCGCCUUAUUACCAGCACAUGGCGCAAGAAUAG
Molecule: messenger RNA, 450 nt
Organism: Gamsiella multidivaricata
Lineage: Eukaryota; Fungi; Mortierellomycota; Mortierellomycetes; Mortierellales; Mortierellaceae
Exons: 1
Coding region: 1-450 (149 amino acids)
Source: RefSeq, a predicted model, not a curated record